UGAGCGAACCAUCAAACCACAACUUGAUGCUGCAUCAGGACCAUUAUGUGCUCAAUUAGACACGCCCCCUUCAAUUCAUCCAAUCAGAUUCCAGGAAGGACAGACGACUUCCUGUUCCCGUCUCUCGCUGACAACCAUGCGGUUCCGUUUCUGUGGGGAUUUGGACUGCCCUGAUUGGGUACUUGCCGAAAUCAGCACAUUAGCUAAACUUUCAAGUGUCAAGAUGAAACUCCUUUGUGCUCAAGUGCUGAAGGAUUUGCUCGAUGAGGGCAUUGAUUAUGACAAAGUUACAAAGCUUACCGCCGAUGCAAAGUUUGAGAGCGGAGACAUCAAAGCUAGCGUGGCGGUGCUCAGCUUCAUUUUCUCCAGUGCAGCAAAGCAUGAUGUUGACAGUGAGUCAUUGUCCAGUGAGCUGCAGCAGCUCGGUCUGCCUAAAGAACACACAACGGGUCUGUGCAAAUCAUAUGAAGACAAGCACUCUGCACUUCAAGACAAGCUAAGAGAGACGAGCCUAAGAUUGGGUCGACUGGAAUCUGUUUCCUGGCGUGUCGACUAUACGCUGAGCUCGAGUGAACUGACGGAGGUAAAUGAACCAAUAAUUCAGCUGAAACUGGAGGCACAAGGAGCAGAGUCAGGCUCUACAGAGACGACUGUCGUCUCCGUCUCUGCUGACAAGUUCAGAGUCCUGCUUGCUGAGCUCAAACAAGCCCAGGCUAUGAUGAAUGCACUACAAUGAAGGCUGGGAAACAAAGUUAAGCUGUCUGACCUGGAACUGGACACACAUGAUGCUGAUAAACUACCAAAAGUGCCAAACUUGCAUCUUGUACAUUGUUUGAAUUUAGUAAUUUCAAGGCAAAGUGAGAAGCUCAUUCCUUAUUAUUUUGAUUUUUGAAGAAUACUGAAUGGACCAUUUUUGUAAAAUAGUGUAAUUAUCUGAUGAAUUGUUGUCAUUACAUUAAAUAACACAUUUUGAUUUGUAUUGUAUGGGUAAUGUCUGUGUUACUUUAAUAAAGUCACAAAUGAAGAAAAUGUAAAACGGA
Messenger RNA from Amphiprion ocellaris (clown anemonefish), 1040 nucleotides. It is a transcript of the gene commd4, whose product is annotated as COMM domain containing 4. The transcript has 8 exons. The record is from RefSeq and is a predicted model, not a curated record. Lineage: Eukaryota; Metazoa; Chordata; Actinopteri; Pomacentridae. Bases 137 to 736 code for a protein of 199 amino acids.